Molecule: messenger RNA, 6115 nt
Organism: Lepus europaeus (European hare)
Lineage: Eukaryota; Metazoa; Chordata; Mammalia; Lagomorpha; Leporidae
Gene: DCLRE1C
Product: DNA cross-link repair 1C
Biological process (GO): double-strand break repair via nonhomologous end joining; protection from non-homologous end joining at telomere; interstrand cross-link repair
Molecular function (GO): 5'-3' DNA exonuclease activity; damaged DNA binding
Source: RefSeq, a predicted model, not a curated record
GAGCCGGGUCGGCCUUGGCCGCCCUGACUGCUGGAGGUCGGGAUCGGCGGCACAAUGAGUUCCUUUGAGGGACAGAUGGCAGAGUAUCCAACCAUCUCCAUAGACCGCUUCGACAGGGAGAACCUGAGGGCCCGCGCCUACUUCCUGUCCCACUGCCACAAGGAUCACAUGAAAGGGCUAAGAGCCCCAACCUUGAAAAGAAGAUUGGAAUGCAGCUUGAAGGUUUAUCUAUACUGUUCACCUGUUACCAAGGAGUUGUUGUUAACUAAUCCAAAAUACAGAUUUUGGGAGAAACGAAUUAUAUCAAUUGAAACUGAAACUCCUACCCAGAUAUCAUUAGUUGAUGAAGCAUCAGGCGAGAAGGAAGAAAUUGUUGUGACUCUCUUACCAGCUGGUCACUGCCCAGGAUCAGUUAUGUUUUUAUUUCAGGGCAGUAAUGGAACUGUCUUGUACACAGGAGAUUUCAGAUUGGCAAAAGGAGAAGCUGCCAGAAUGGAACUUCUGCACUCUGGUGGCAGAGUGAAAGACAUCCAAAGUGUCUAUUUAGAUACUACUUUCUGUGAUCCAAGAUUUUAUCAAAUUCCAAGUCGGGAGGAAUGUUUAACUGGGAUUUUGGAGCUGGUUCGAAGCUGGAUCACUCGGAGUCCGUACCAUGUUGUCUGGCUAAACUGUAAAGCAGCUUACGGCUAUGAGUAUUUGUUCACCAACCUUAGUGAAGAAUUGGGAGUCCAGGUUCACGUGGAUAGGCUGGACAUGUUUAGAAACAUGCCGGACAUUCUCCAUCAUCUCACAACAGAUCGCAGCACCCAGAUCCAUGCGUGUCGGCAUCCAAAGGCAGAGGAAUAUUUUCAUUGGAACAAAUUACCCUGUGGAAUUACUUCCAGAAAUAGAAUUCCACUUCACACAAUCAGCAUUAAGCCAUCUACCAUGUGGUUUGGAGAAAGAACCAGAAAAACAAAUGUAAUUGUGAGGACUGGAGAGAGUUCAUACAGAGCUUGCUUUUCUUUUCAUUCUUCCUACAGUGAGAUUAAAGAUUUCUUGACCUACAUUUGUCCUGUGAAUGCAUAUCCAAAUGUUAUUCCACUAGGCACAACAAUGGAUAAAGUUACAGAAAUCUUAAAACCUUUAUGCAGAUCUUUCCAAAGUAUUGAGCCAGAGUAUAAACCACUUGGAAAACUGAAGAGAACUAGAACAAUCCACUACGACUCAGAAGAGGAAGAUGAUGAGCUCUUUGAUGAUCCUCUGCCAGUACCUUUAAGGCACAAGGUUCCAUACCAGCAAACUCUUCACCCAGAAGCAUUUUCAACAACGACAGUAUCAGAAACCCAGCCUAAAAAGCUGAGACAAAGCAUAGGAAGCUGCAAAGCAGAGAGUAUGCAAAGCUCUCUUUCAGAAAACUUUGUAGAUUGUGAAGAAUCCAACAGUGCAAGUGAAGAAGAAUUAGAAAUCCCAGCUUCACUGCAAGGAGACCUGGACCCUGUAACACUUCACCAGCAAAAGGCUGAAAUGGAUAUACCACAGUGGGAAGUAUUCUUUAAAAGAAAUGAUGAAAUCACAGAUGAAGGUUUGGAGAACUUACCUCCCUCCACAGAAACAGGGGGAUCUCAGUCACCAAAGCUUUUCAGUGACUCUGAUGGAGAAUCAACCCAUAUCUCCUCACAGAAUUCGUCUCAGUCAACACAUAUAACAGAACAAGGAAGUCAAGGUUGGGACAGCCAAUCGGAUACUGUUUUGUUAUCUUCCCAAGAGAGAAACAAUGGAGAUACUACCUCUUUGAACCAAGGUGGCUGUAGACCAAAAAUCAAAGAGAAUAUACCUGCCUCUCAGAUGGAACAAAAUGUACUUUACCCAAAGGAUGCUUACUCUGAUUUGAAAAGCAGGGAUACAGGUUUAACUGUAGUUCCCAGCAUUGGGGAACCAACCACUCUAAGUGAUGGGAAACAGUUAUCUGAGGAAAAAAGGUUGCUAAAUCUUAACACAAACACAGAUUCGCAGAGCUCCUCUGAUUUUGAAAUUCCCUCAACUCCAGAAGCUGAGUUACCCAAACAAGAGCAUUUGCAACAUUUAUAUGAGAAGCUGGCAGCAGGUGAGAGAAUAGUAGGAAAAAGAAAAUGCUCACUCUUGGAUACUGAAGAAUUAAGAACACUUGGUCCUAGAACAAUCACUAAAAAACUUAAAUUCAUCAAUGAUGACUAUUAAAUAGAAAACCUAAAAAUGUUCAAAUAACCUAAAAGAAGGUAUUAAAGGGGACCUAGGAACAAAAAUCAGAAAGCAAACAAAUAAAAUGGUAGAACUAAAUCCAAAAAAGCCAAGAAUUAGAUUAAGCAUAAAUGCCCUGGACAUAUCAAUGCAAAGACAGAUUCAGGCUAAAAAUAAACCAGUUAUAUAUGCUUCCUGUAAGAAAUUAAAUGAUAUAUAUGCAGGUUAAAAGUAAAAGGAUAUGGGCCGGCACUGUGGCACAGUGGGUAAAGCCGCCACCUUCAGUACCAGCAUUUCAUAUGGAUGCUGGUUUGAAUACCAGCUGCUCCACUCCCUAUCCAGCUCUCUGCUAUGGCCUGGGAAAGCCGUAGAAGAUGGCCUAAGUCAUUGAGCCCUUGCUCCCAUGUGGGAGACCUGGAAGUGGCUCCUGGCUCCAGAUAGGCACAGCUCUGGCCACUGCAACCAUUUGGGGAGUGAAUCAGCAGGUGGAAGACCUCUCUCUCUGCCUUUCCUUCUCUGUGUAACUUUGACUUUCAAAUAAAUAAAUCUUAAAAAAAAAAAAGUAAAAGGAUGAAAAACGAUAUACCAUGUAAACAAUAAAGGAAAGCUGGUGUGGCUACGUUAGUAUCAAGCAAUGUCCUAGUGAUAAAAGUCCCAGUUCACCACAACAUAAUACUAAAUGUGUACCUAACAAAUUCAAAGUAAAUGAAACAAAACCUGCUGAAAAGACACAUAAUAAUGCACAAUUAUAAUUAAGGACUCUUAACAUCCCUCUCAGUAAUAUGGAGGUACUUCAAAAAGUUCAUGGAAAAUGAAAUUAAAUAUUUUGGUAAGAAAAAAUUUUUAAAUCCAUAUCUAGUUUUUUCAUAAUAUAUAUUUUCCAUUAACUUUUUUAUUUUAAGUCAGAGCUACAGAGAAUGAUCUGCUAGUUCAUUCCCCAAAUGGCCUCAACAGCCAAGGCUAGGCCAGGCCAAAGCCAGGAGUUUCCGGGUCUCCCAUGUGGGUACAGGGGCCCAAUGAUUUGGGCCUUCUGCUGCUUUCCCAGGCCAUUGGCAGGGAGCUGGAUCAGAAGCAAAACAGCUGAUUCUCAAACCAGCGCCUAUAUGGGAAUGCCUUGACUGCAGACAGCAGCUUAACUCACUGCAUCAGCCCCUCUGAACUUUUUGAAAACCCUACAUCUACAGAAAAUCAACAAGAAUACAAAAGAACUGAAUGCUACUUGUAAGCCAACUGGACUGACAUUUAUAGGACACCCACUACACCAAACAAAAGCAUAAUACGUUCUUCAAUUCUACAAGGACAUUGACCAAGAUAUGCUGUAUCUUGGGUCACAGAACACUGCAUGCAGGCUAAAAGAAUAAACUUGGAUCUAUUUCAACUUCAAAUUUAUCUCAAAAGAUGGUGUAUCAUGUAAGAACCUUGUGAUUAAGUGGUAAAACUACACCGAGAAUAGUUAAAUAGUUAAGAUGUAAAAGAAAUCCUUAAGAAUUAAAUGACAAAGUAUAUUUGUGUUCUGUGUCAUUUAACUUCCUUAAAAGCCAUUAAUUAUGCUUAUGUUUUGGUAUUAGGAAUUAAUUUGGUGUGCUGACAUUUCAUAGGUUAAGGAAACAAAAGUGGAUACAAUCACUUAAAACAAAUGUAAGUGGAGUCUCAAACAUAACUUGCAGAUUAAACUCUGCAUCAUCAAUAUGCUGCAUGGUAAUAUUAGUUCCACCAGACAAAUUAGGGUAGCAAGACUCAAGAAUCAAUGUAUAUGUAAUUGUAUUCAUUUGUAUAUAUUAUGAUACUUAAGGUAUAAUACUAAAAUAUGAUACUUAUGACCCAAGGUGGAUACUCAAAAAACACCUAUAAACAUUCUUCUGCCUAUAUGUCUAGGAUUAAUAAUCAUACCAUUUUCAUGGUCUCAUGUGAAUCUGACAUGAAUGUUGGUUAAAUGAUUCUAAAGGCUAAGACAGUAGAACAGGCUGAUCAACAAACUUGUAGAGAUUUUAAAGCAGAGGUAUAAAUACAACUAAUACAAGAGGAUACUUCAAAAAAAUUCAUGGAAAAUGUUUUAGGGUGAAAAAAUUUGUAAGUCCAUGCUUAUGUAGAUUCUUCAAUAGGUUCAUUAAACUACAUAUGAAAAAUUAUGCAUGAAGCCAGGAGCUUCAUAUGGGUCUCCCAUGUGGGUGGCAGGGACACAAGUACUUGGGUCAACUUCUGUUGCUUUUCCAGAUGCAUUAGCAGGGAAGCGGAUUGGAAGUGAAACAGCCAGGACUCCAAUUGGUACUCACAUGGGAUGCAGGCAGCAGCUUAACCCACUGUGCCACAAUGCCAGACCCAACAAGAACUGCCUCUGAUGUGGGCAGGCAGGGAGCUAAUGAGCAAACAGGAGCUCUUUGCCUGCCAGAAGCCUCUGUGCUGCAACCCCACACCACACAAACCCCACCCCCUUCCAGGCCGAUUUAACAUGGCUACAGGUAGACACACCCAUUUACCAUCAAGUACCUACCCUCCCUUCCCAUCAUGUAGAAGACACCAUGAUGACCACAUAUAUACUGCAGCCCCAAGUAGAGAUGCCAUGAUGCCUGAGAUUCCUAUAAAAGGGAAACAGAGGCAAGUGGUAUAAAAGCCCUGCCCAAACUGUCUCAAUGGAAUAUUCAACUAGGAUACUACCCCUAUCCUACAUAGGGACCAGCCCAACUUUGGUGGGAAACCCCCUUCCGUUCUCAUGAAAUGUUGCUCAUACUCACAUCUUAGUGUGUACUAUCCCUUUAAAAAAAAAAUCUUUUUCUCAUGUAUAUAAAAACUGCAGAUUUAAAAAUUUUUCCAAAAAUCUAUUUUUUCAUUAACUUUUAAUGUAUAGUACUUACUAAAAUAAUGUGUUACAUUUUUCAGGCACUGUAUAUUAACUCCUUUAAUCCUCACAGCCACCCUUUGAGGUAGAUUAGGAGCUAAGGCACAGAAGUGACUUCACAUAGCUAGUAAGAGGCAAAGUCAGGAUUCAUACAUAAUUUGAUUUUGCAGUCCACAGUCAUACUAUGUGCUAUGAUGGCUUUCAAAAAGGGCAUUAAAAAGGGACAGAGUUAAUUGUAAUGGCUGCUUGAUCUUCAAGUAUAAGUUGCAACAGGAGCAGGUGUUUGGUCUACUAGUUAAGCUGCCAGUUGGGAUGCCCACUUCUGAUACCUGGGUGUUUGAGUCUUGGCUCUGCUCCUGAUUCCAGCUUCCUGCUAGCAGGCACCUUGAAAGGCAGCAGUUGAUGGCUCACAUUAUUGGGUCCCAGCACUUGCGGGAGAGUAGGAUUAGAUUCCUGGCUUCCAGCUUUGACCUGGCCCAGUGGCAGCUGUUGUGGAUAUUUGGGGGUUGGGGAAGACGACGGGAAGUGUGUCUUCCUGACUCUGAAAAUUUAAGUUUCAAAAUGCCAAGAUAAAUCAGAAGAAACCCAAUGGCUAGCCACAUUUCCCUCAAAGAAGCCUUCUAGGACUUCAAUAUUUGUGUAAGUAAUAGAAAUUGAUUUUUUCUAAGUUUGCCUUACAUUAAAUAUAAAAUACUUAAAAACAGGUGUAAUUUACAGUCUAUUAGCUGGGUGAUCUUGGGCAUAUCAGUAUUACUUAACCAGUUUAAGCCUGUUACCUUAGUUAUAUAGGAAUGACAGCACCAACCUUACAGAUUUCUGAGAACAUGUUGUAUAAAAGGUCUAAGACUUGCUCAAUGAAAAUUAGCUCUGAAUUCUAAAAUUCCUUUGCAUUUCCAGGCAGUAUCUAGCACAGUACAUUUAAGACCUGAUGACUCAAAGCACAGAAAAUUUCAGAAGUAUUCAUCUACUCUGUGCUAACUGAAUAUAUAAUUGUACUUUUACUAUUCAAAAGCACAAACCAUAACAAAAAGUUUUCUCCAAAGGAAAGCAACAUUUAAAGGAAUUGUAUGUAAUCCUUUG